GGCUGCCCUGCUCUAUGCCCUGGCAACAUUGUUCAUUUCCGCCCGACAUCAGCGAGAGACGCAUCGUCAUUGUGGUUACGCCAAGUGAUUAAUUAUUGGAUUCACAAAACAAGCGUGAUGUCCUUGCCCCGUGUCUACUUUGAUGUUGUUGCUGAUGGAUCUUCUCUUGGAAGAAUCGUUGUUGAGUUGAGAACAGAUGUAACCCCUAAGACCUGUGAAAACUUCCGUGCCUUGUGCACUGGAGAGAAAGGCUUUGGUUACAAGGGCUCCACCUUCCACCGUGUCAUCCCUAACUUCAUGUUGCAAGGGGGUGAUUUCACAAACCAUAAUGGCACUGGUGGUAAGUCCAUCUACGGCGAGAAGUUUACUGAUGAGAACUUCGUUCUGAAGCACACUGGUCCUGGUGUCCUCUCCAUGGCGAAUGCUGGUCCCAAUACCAAUGGUUCCCAGUUCUUCAUCACCACUGUCAAGACCACAUGGUUGGAUGGCAGACAUGUUGUCUUUGGAAAUGUUGUUGAAGGUAUGGAUGUGGUUAAACAAGUAGAAGCCCUGGGAUCUCAGUCGGGCAAACCCUCCAAGAAAGUUGUGAUCUCCGACUGUGGUCAAUUGUCCUAAAUUUAUUCUGUAUUAAAGCAUAAUAAUAAUAACACUGUUUAAGUUUAACACAUUUUCUCCUAAGCAAUACCUUCCCAGACAAGAAGAAAUGUAAAGUUUACUAUGGGUCAUUCCAAUUAUGUUGAUAAUGUGAUGCAAUAUUUAUGUCGCAGACUAUGUAUUGCAUUUAUUUCUUUGCAUUAUUCGUAAUAAAUUAUUAUAUUAAUUCAUAGAUAUAGACAUUAUUUCAAUCUAGAUGUCUGGCUAGCUAUUAGGAGUAUGCUAUCAGCUAAUUGCCAUUUUAUAUGUCACUCAUUUUGGAACACAUGUAAGAGUAAUAAAUUUUAAUGAGAAA
Molecule: messenger RNA, 949 nt
Organism: Chilo suppressalis (striped riceborer)
Lineage: Eukaryota; Metazoa; Arthropoda; Insecta; Lepidoptera; Crambidae
Source: the annotation of a GenBank genome assembly